UUCAGAACAGAAUCUCCAUUAGGUUGUAUACUUUGUGUCAUUCCCUCCACAUUUAAGAAUUCACUUGAACCUCGAAAGCAACAGGACUUGUUCCAUUCCGAAGCUGAAUUAAUGAGGGUCUCCAUUGUUUUCCAUCAAUCUUGAUUCUGCGCACUCACUUGGUUAAUUUUUGUUUGGUGUGUUGUCUUUCUUACGAUAGGAUGCAACUCAAUUGUUUUUGAUUUUUGUGGUGUCGAUAUUAUUUGUUCAUCCCUAUAUUUGGUAGGAUAGUAUAUAUUUGUUUAUAGUUUUGUCAUUUCAUUGGACUUCUGUUUCAGAUUCUGGUUUCCCAUCUGACGCCCAGUGGGUGGCUCUUUUUGAUUAUGUGGAAAAUGACGGAGAGAUGCUCAAGGGCAUUUACCUCAAUCCAGGAGGGAAGAAUAGAAUGCUAAAGAAAUGGUCGUCCUUAGCCAUAAUUGGCUGAGCGAUUAGCGAAGCCUAUUACUCCGUCUGUCUGUCUGUCUGUGUGUCUGUGUGUCUGUCUGUCCGCACGAUAACUCGAGAACGAAUUGAGUGAGCGACAUGGGAUUUUCAGGGUCGUUUUGUGUCAUAAAAAGACAGAUCGAGUUCGAAGAUGAGCAUUCUAGCUCAAAAAUUGGAUUUUUAAAAAAUCAAAAACCACAGGUCCCAAAAAUGACUGUUUUUAAAAAUCUUUUUUUUCUGGUUUCCUAGAGGGUAACUCAUCAAAGUAGAGCCCUUUGGGCGAAAAUUUUGUCCGUUUUGCUCUAGCUCCAACCAUUUAGACGCUAGAGGGUAUUUUUGACGAAAAUAAGCGAAAAAAUGUACAACCAUGCAUGCUUAGUCUAAGUGACGGGGUUGACGGGCCGGAGGCCCGAAUCUUUGAGUACAUUUUUGCUCUACCCGACUCGGGUGUUAGCGCCGCAGGCCAAGGUAGAUGUAUGCCAGGCGCGUCGCAGCGUAACAGUGUUUCGUGAGAUAUCGCGAAGCCUGUUACGCGAGACGUUGGUCUGGCGUACAUCUACCUUGUAGUGAAUGGCGUAGAUGGUGCCACAGCCAAGAAAGAUGCGAGGCAGUGGAAGGCUGUAAGUGACCUGUUUGUCCUCUGAAAUUUACUUGGUAAUUUGUGUGACCUCACUUAUAUUUCUUUGCAGGCAUGGAAUGGAAUGAAGAGCAGAGGACGGGCAGCUUACAGAAAAUUCAUCAAGCCCUAUUUAGAUGCUGGUAGGCCCCUGCCAGACUUGAAUGAAAUUACGUUCGCAAAUGCUCACCACAAAACAGUGAUUCAAAUGACCGGAGUGGGGGCAGCCCUCAAUGGUGUGCAAUUGGCUCAUGCGAAUAUUGAUGACCCUGCCAAUGAAACAGACAUAGCCCAGGCCGCAGACGCAGCUAUCCCGGUCCCUGAUGCAGAUCAACUGCUCGCUCAAUUCAUGUUACAUGGAGCGGAACCCCUGCUCACCCUCCCCUAGCUGUUGGAGAGGUUUUACCUGCACCACCUGUUGUCCAAGCUGCACCACCUGCUGUCCAAGCUGCACCACCUGUUGUGCAAGCUGCACCACCAGUUGUGGAAGCUGCACCACCAGUUGUGGAAGCUGCACCACCAGUUGUGGAAGCUGCACCACCAGUUGUGGAAGCUGCACCACCAGUUGUGGAAGCGGCACCACCAGUUGUGCAACCUGAACAGCAAGAUUUCCUCAAGGUGUACCAACUCCUCCCUGAUGGAAAGAUGAUAGAACUGUCAAACUCUGAUUUAUUUGAUGAGUCCGUGUUCACCCCAAACACA
Molecule: messenger RNA, 1780 nt
Organism: Frankliniella occidentalis (western flower thrips)
Lineage: Eukaryota; Metazoa; Arthropoda; Insecta; Thysanoptera; Thripidae
Exons: 2
Coding region: 1164-1466 (100 amino acids)
Source: RefSeq, a predicted model, not a curated record